Molecule: messenger RNA, 1356 nt
Organism: Phaeoacremonium minimum UCRPA7
Lineage: Eukaryota; Fungi; Ascomycota; Sordariomycetes; Togniniales; Togniniaceae
Product: putative sulfate transporter protein
Exons: 2
Coding region: 1-1356 (451 amino acids)
Biological process (GO): molybdate ion transport
Molecular function (GO): molybdate ion transmembrane transporter activity
Source: RefSeq, a predicted model, not a curated record
AUGGGCCUGCGCGACAUUCGCAGCCUGAACCGGCACAACGCCGAGACGUUUCAACGGGCGCCGGUCGCCGAGAUCUCGGGAGCGCUGGGCGACUUGGGCACUUUGCUCCCGCUGAUGAUCGCUCUUGCGCUUCAAGGAUCUAUUUCGCUCUCGACGACCUUGGUGUUUUCCGGCUUCUACAAUGUCGCUACCGGGGUUGUAUUUGGGAUCCCGCUGCCAGUGCAGCCCAUGAAGGCCAUCGCAGCGGCUGCCAUAGCAUCGCAUUCCUCCCUGCGCACCACCGUCGCCGCCGGUGCUCUGGUCGGCGCAGCGGUCCUCAUCCUAAGUGUGACCGGACUGAUCCGCUGGCUCACGAGGCACAUCCCCAUCCCGGUAGUCAAGGGCAUCCAGUUCGGCGCCGGCUUGUCACUCAUCAUAUCGGCCGGCUCUUCACUCCUGCGGCCCCUCGGCUGGGUCGUCUCGCCCUUCGACAACCGCUUGUGGGCGCUUGCUGCCUUUCUGGCACUGAUCAUCACGGCCCGUCUCCCACGCUUCCCCUAUGCGCUUCUCAUGUUCCUUGUCGGCCUCAUCCUGGCUGUUGCGCAUAUCCUCACCCACCACCAUCACCAUACUCACCUGCCAUGGUUCUCGGUGUGGCAUCCCUUCGCGCUGGUCCCGCGAUUUAGCUCUGGCGACGCUUGGGGCAUGGCCUUAGCACAAUUGCCCUUGACGACGCUCAACUCGGUCAUUGCCGCCAGCGCGCUGGCAGGCGAUCUGAUGCCUGAACUCCCGGCACCGAGCGUCACGGAGCUCGGAAUCAGUGUUGCUGGGAUGAAUCUCCUGGGAUGCUGGUUCGGUGCAAUGCCAGUCUGCCAUGGUGCCGGCGGCCUGGCUGCACAGUUCCGCUUCGGUGCCCGCAGCGGUGCCAGCAUCAUCCUGCUCGGGCUGUUCAAGAUUGUUCUCGGCGUGGUGUUUGGCGAGACGCUGCUCGAUCUGGUUCGCCACUUCCCGCACAGCAUCCUGGGCAUCAUGGUGAUUGCCGCCGGCCUGGAGCUGGCCAAGGUUGGCCAGAGCCUGAACCACGGCGCGGCGGAUCUGUGGGAGGCAGCGAUAGACGAGGGGGACAAUGGCCACGCCUCGAGCAGCCUGGCGAACAUGAUCAGGAAGCACAGAGACCUGUCGGAUGACGAGAGGCUGGAGCGGUGGACCGUGAUGCUCAUGACGACGGCGGGGAUCCUCGCUUUCAAGAACGAUGCCGUCGGCUUCGCCGCGGGUAUGCUGUGUCACGGGGCGUACGAGAUUUCUCAUAUCAUCGAGCGGAGGCGAACGGGCCACACACACCAUGGGAUUGGGGAAUCGGAGCCUCUACUGCACUAA